UGAAUGAUAAGUUUUCAGACUGACAGCGUCUCUGCUGGCUUUUCUGCUCCGUCAGGGCGGGUAGAAAGAGAGAGAGUACUCCAUGUGUACCUCUGUUUCUGUGUCUCUCGCUCUCUCCAGGCUGUGUGAGCAGUGAAUUGAUGUGGGAAAGAGCGAGAAACAUUAACGGCAGGAGGAGGGAGGAUAAAGAGAGAGAGAGGCGGUGAGAGCGUGUGAAGGAGGGCGUCUGACAAGAGAUGAGAGUAUUUAUAGGUGGAGAGAAGAGGACAUAGAACGACAAGUGGAGAGAGAGGAGGGAGGGAGGUAGCGAUACAAAGGGAGAGAGAGGAGAACCCAGACCAUAGAUCCAGACACAAUAAGAAGAAAAGGAAGACAAAGAGGAGGAGAGGGCGAGCGAGACACCAUGCUGAGGAGGAAGAGGAGCGUGUCGUUCGGGGGCUUCGGAUGGAUUGAUAAGUCUACCGUCAGCGCUCUGAGAGCUCGCAAACAAGAGCUCCUGACCAUCUCCAAUGUUCCCGCCGCAGACUGCCCCCCCUCUCCCCCCCGCACCGCACCCCCCACCAUGAAGUCGGCUCAUUUCUUUGACAUGAUGGACAAGAUGGAGGACGACUACAUUCCUUAUCCGAGGAUCGAGGAGGUGCUGGAGAGGGGGGCGCCGUACCCUCAGGUCAUCCUACCUGAGUUUGGAGGUUACUGGAUCGAGGAUCCCGAGGCCCCUCCUCCCACCUCCCUGAAAAUCAAGAGGCAGGAGGAGGAUGAGACGGAGGAAGAGGAGGAGGCGGAGCAGGAGGAAGACACCCCCCCAGGGGAUUAUGGGUACCAGCUGGAGGAGAUCAGCGGGGCUGCACGGGCGUACAGGAAGCACUUCUUGGGCAGAGAGCAUUUAAACUUCUCUUGCUCGACCAGCAGUCUGGGAAACCUGCUGCUUUCUGUGCGGCACGAAGAAGAGAAGGAGCAGGAGUCCCUCCACGUUAUCAUCAGAUCUCGGGUGAAAAGCGUCUACCACAGAUUGUCUCUGACCGAGCUGCCUGACAUCCCCAGCGUACCGGAGCUCGCCAAGCUGCUGUGUGAGGAAGCAGCAGGCCUGCGCUUCAGUCCCGUCCUCUACCCGAAGGCGUCUCAGCUGAUCGUAAACUACGACGAGCACGAGGUCAACAACACCUUCAAGUUUGGAGUCAUUUACCAGAGAUUUGGACAGGUGUCUGAGGAGGAGCUGUUCAGGAACAACGAGGAGACGCCAGCCUUCACAGAGUUCCUGCAACUGCUGGGAGACACAGUGCAGCUGCAGGACUUCAAGGGGUUUCGGGGAGGUCUGGAUGUGUCCCACGGUCAGACGGGUUCCCAGUCGAUCUACACCGUCCACAGACAGCAGGAGAUCAUGUUCCACGUCUCCACCAAACUGCCCUUCACAGAGGGAGACACACAGCAGCUUCAGAGGAAACGUCACAUAGGAAACGACAUCGUGGCGGUGGUGUUCCAGGAGGAGGCCACGCCUUUUGUCCCAGACAUGAUCGCCUCCAACUUCCUGCACGCCUUCAUCGUGGUGCAGGUGGAGGAGCCUUGCGGUGACAGCAGCUCCUACAAGGUGUCCGUCACAGCACGAGAAGACGUUCCUCCGUUUGGCCCGCCCCUCCCAAAUCCAGCCGUCUUUAAGAAGGGUCCGGAGUUCAGAGAGUUUCUCCUCACUAAACUCAUAAACGCAGAGCUGGCCUGCUACAAGAGCGACCGCUUCGCCCGGCUAGAGGAGCGUACCCGGGCCGCCCUGUUGGACAGCCUCCAUGAUGAGCUGCAGAGACGCUCCCAGAGCAUGCUGGGAUUGACAUCAGGUCUAGAGGAGGAGGGGCGAGGUGAGAACGGACACGCCCAUGGAGGUCUGCUGGAGUCCAUUAAGAGGGCGAUGCGAGGACGGAGCGUCUCCAUGGAGACCAUGUCGCGGGGCGGGGCAGGUCUGCCGACCAGUCUGAGUGGGGGGGGUCUGGCUCACAUUAACGCUGAGGGUAACGUGAAAUCUCCUGUGAAGCGGCGAUCAGGACUUUUUCCCCGUCUGCUGAGCGUCGACAGCCAAACGGAGAAGCAAAACCAGAGGAGCCUCCUCAGUGAGCAGAGGAGCUUCGACAGCUGCCACCCGACACUGGAGGUGAGGUCAGAGCUGCCGUCCAAUCCCAGCUCUCCAGAGGCGGGACAGCGGGACAGGAUCCACAUGAAGAAGGAGAGCAGUAAGAUUUCCAGAUCGACAUCCAGCACCUGCAGCUUCAGCAUCCCUGCAGACGACACACACCUGCUCGCCCAGGCUGCGACAGCAGAAGGUCAAAGUUCAACUCCGCUCAUCGUCUGUCGCAGCCCCACAGAGCUGAAAAAUAAAAGCUCUCCCAGACCUAACCUCAAGUUUCGCUUUGACAAGUUGAGUCACUCUGCGGCGCAGGGCCACUGACCUGAGGACGCAGCGGAGAACAAUAAACAUCAGCCUCAAUGAGGAGGAGGAGGAAGAAGAGGAGGAGGAGGAGGAAGAAGAGGAGGAAGAAGAGAAAGAGGAGGAGGACAUUAAUGUGAAGACACUGAUGGACACACACACACUGAGGCUGAAGCUUCAGCAUUGGGCGUAAUCUUCAGGUCACUCCGACAGUUUUACUCGUGAAAAUGUGUUUCCUGUUCACGUUCAGCCGGUGAAACCAGUUGUAACAGAAAACACCUCUGAUGAUGUCAUAGUGAUGUCACCAGGGUAGGCGCAGGAGGCGGAUCUGGUGUUCACCUGUGCACCGUGUCCUGCAGUAUUUCGGUCCUCAUAUGUGAAGGACCUGGAUCCAGGAGGAUGCUGAGCAACUUCAGGGGCCCGUACCACGAAGCAGGUUCCACAAACCCAGGAUACCUGUCCGUUAUCAGGCUCAGCCGUCACUCGAGCUGGCCAUCAGCUCACUAAGUGCACAAUAUUGACAAAAUCUGAUAUUACGAUAUUCAUUUUGAUUUUCUUAAACAUGUAAAAACACGUUGGUGGGUUUCAGAAACGUUCCCCCUUUGAUCUCACACUCAUCUUCUUUCUUUUCUUUUGCCCACUUUGCACUGGUUUACUACUUACACAACUAUUUUAAGUAUGUAUCAUAUAAUUAUUUUAAGUCCAGACCCCCCUCACGAUUUCCACCUAUGCAACUAAAGCCCCUUCUCCACCGCACAGUACCAGCUCGACUCACCUCUGUUUGGGUUUCCACUGUAGAAAUGUUGCACCUGUACCUGCUUCCAGGUACUUUUUUCGGAUCACCUCCGUCGAGGUUCCAUGCGAGCUGAGGGAUACUAAAAUGUGACGUGAAAACACAGCAGACUGCUGAUUGGUCAGAGAGAGCAGGGCCAAACCGAGUCGAGGCGAGCUGGUACUGGAAAAACGGCAUGAGCCACACAGCCAGCGGACGCCACAACUUUCUGCAACAUUUUCAACGUGAUAAUGCGAUAACAGUAAUCAGUCAAUAUAUUGUGCAACACAACCGUGAGCGCAUUCAUGUCAAAGAUGACCAAUCACAGACAAGCAAAUGGUGAUAUGGGACAAACAGGAAGGUGAACUGAUAUUGCAGCUGAAAGGCAACAGUUACGUUUGUGUUCCAUUAAAUGAACGUGUUCUUACGGCGUGUUUGAACACCUGCUGCUCACCAGAGGAUCUUCAGAUCUAGAGCGAUGUUAAAAACGUGGGAUCCCACAGACAGAAUGAACCGAUGACACGCCAGACGGUUCAGUCUCAGGACCACACACUCGGCGUUAAUAUUAAAACGGUUUGGCGUUUCCGGGGGACUUGGGAUCUCACAGACAUGGAGGCAGACGGUCGUCGUCAGCUGGUCGACCUUGUGUGUUUUGGCAAAGAAAAUCAAAAGAAGAGAAUCAAACUGGAUGAACUUGAGGCUGAGAAGAGGGAAUCAGCGGCGAAGGCGAAUCGGACCCAGAAUCAGAAAUACUAUAUUGAUCCCUGAUGGGAAAUUCUUUAAAAAAGGGAGGGGAAGAGGAUAUUUGUUCUCUGCAUUUAACCCAUCCUAUUUAAGAGCAGUAGGCUGCCAUCGUACGGCGCCCGGGGAGCAGUUCGGGGUUCAGGGCCUUGCUCAGGGGGCCCAUUCAGAAUGGGUCGUGCUGGACUUGAUCCAGCAACCCACCGGUUUCCAAACCAAGUCCUAACAGACCCAGCUAAUGCCGCCCCAAUCGGCCCCGUUAUCCUCGAUAGAUUCAUUUAUUUCUCAGAAAUGUUCCAAACAUCGUUCUAAAUUAACUUCACACAAACCAAAAAUACAUUCAUGCCAUAAAAAGAGCUCAGACUGCGGUGAAAGGCUGAAUCUCAGAUCCUGCUUCGUAGUACAGGCCCCUGGUCACAUGACCUCUCCACCAGCAUCUGGAACGGAACAUCGGCUGGUUCCGUUUAGUGCAACAAGCCACAGGAACCUCCGCGUUUUCGUUCACAUCCAACCCAAAACACCUGGUAACCACAGCAACGGCUCUGCGUUUAGAGUCUGGCCAAAGAGCUGUCUUAAUUCUAACCCGGAACAGAACAGAACGCCAUAGAUAAGUUCAGUUUUCAAAAUAAAACACCCCAAAAGUACACACCGUGUACCGCGAGUACGCGCUGCACGUCUCUAAUUAUGAACCAUUUGAUCAGCAGCUGCAGUGAAACUGUUUCAGUGUUAAGAACUGAUGAUGUCGUAUUAGUCAGGUGGAGUCCAGGAAAAUACUUUUCUAAAUAACGAUAUUUAUUCACCAGAGAUUAUGCAUAACCUAAUCUUUAAUUUGUCAUUUUAAUACUUGAGGUGAACAGUUAAUAAACAUCUGCAGACAUACCUGUCUGAUUCAUUUCCUUUUAACUGCUCCUUCUUUGUUGGUCUCUGAACUGAGAUGUUAUUACUGCAGCGUGUUUCUUCAACAUUUUAGUGCUUUUUCAAUUACAACCAAUUACAAACAUCACUGUGAUUAAUAUUUAUUUCUUACCCACAUCAUAAACACCCCCGGGAUCAAACUUUUAAUCAGGAGAUUAAGUUUGUUUCUGCGUCUCCUCCAGGUUUCCGCUGCAGACGCUUCAUGUCGCUGUGGAUCUGACACUCAUCAGUCAGCUUUUUACAUUUAAACAUCACAAUCAGCCUGUUGGCCGAGACUUGUUCAGGCCUCACAGCUUGUGUCAGACCUGCAGCACGAAGAUUUCCUCGAGUGUUGGCGUUACGAACAGGCUGGACCCGGAGCUGCUGUGAAAAAGGACUGUAAACCUGAAAAAAGAAGAAGCUUCACUGCCGUUUGAUGCGAAACCAGAUGUUUAUUUUGCACUAAAGUGACUGAAAGCUGUGCGGAUGUUAGUCAUGAAUAUUAAAUAUACAACGUCUGACACGCCGAAUGAACUCUAAAUGUCUUGAUUGCACUGAAAGCACAAAUCUGUUCCUCCUCUUCUCGCUCUGACUUCAGGUGUAAAUCUCUUUUCCCGUAUAAAAUAAAGGUUAAAGGGGGCGAUGAGAGGGGAGGUGUUCAAGAUGUCGCUGUGUGUCAUUUCUGUGAAACUCUGAUGUUACAAACUUUCUGCAGGACGACAUGUUUGCACUUUGUUUCAGUGAUGUUUGUAACCAGGAACCGAUCAAAUAUUUCUCCACUAAUGAAUUCAAAAUACAUCUAAAAAUCA
Micropterus salmoides (largemouth bass) is the source of this 5626-nucleotide messenger RNA. RefSeq names its product rap1 GTPase-activating protein 2-like. The transcript has 24 exons. Lineage: Eukaryota; Metazoa; Chordata; Actinopteri; Centrarchiformes; Centrarchidae. Gene Ontology annotation, biological process: regulation of small GTPase mediated signal transduction; activation of GTPase activity. The coding region runs from base 404 to 2431 and encodes 675 amino acids. Gene Ontology annotation, molecular function: GTPase activator activity. Gene Ontology annotation, cellular component: cytoplasm; plasma membrane. The record is from RefSeq and is a predicted model, not a curated record.